AUGGCUGCGUUGCCCUACCGUCGUCCUUCUCGCCAGAGCUCCCGCCAGGCAUCGAGUGAUCCUCGAGAGGAUCUGCAGGUCCACCUAGAUCACUUCAUCGGGAUUGAUGUCGGAACCGGCAGUGCCCGUGCGUGUAUCAUCGACGCGAAGGGUGACAUUGUGGGCCUCGCCUCCGAGAACAUUGGCCUCUGGCAGCCAGAGCACGGGUACUAUGAACAAUCCACCUCUGACAUCUGGCGGUGCAUCUGCGCGGCAGUCCAGCGAGCGAUCAGCCAGCACAAUAUCAGCCCCGAGACAGUCCGUGGGAUUGGCUUCGACGCCACCUGCUCCCUGUCCGUCUUCAACCAUGAGACCGACGAGCCUGUUUCGGUAACAGGGCCCAACUUCGACUCUGAUCGCAACGUCAUUCUCUGGCUCGACCACCGACCGGUCGACGAAGCCGCCAAAAUUAACGCCACCAACCACAAUCUUCUCCGCUACGUCGGAGGCAAGAUGUCUAUUGAGAUGGAAGUCCCCAAGGUGUUAUGGCUGAAAAACAACAUGCCCCAGGAGUUGUUUGAUAAGUGCAAGUUUUAUGACCUGAGCGACGCGCUCACCCACAUUGCAACCGGCAAUGAGAAGCGAAGCUUCUGUAGUGUAGUCUGCAAGCAAGGCUAUGUACCAGUCGGUGUGGAUGGAAGUGUGAAGGGUUGGCAGGAGGAUUUCCUCAAGGAAAUUGGACUGGGUGAUCUGACGGAGGAUAAUUUCAAGCGCAUGGGUGGAGUCAACGGGGUGAAUGGGGACUACCUCAGUGCUGGAGAACUCGUCGGUCACCUGUGUGAGAAGGCCGCCGCCGAACUGGGUCUGCCCGCCGGCAUUGCCAUCGGCAGCGGUGUGAUUGACGCCUAUGCUGGUUGGAUUGGUACUGUUGGUGCUAAGGUCAACCUAGGUGCUGGACAACUGAGUGCCGAUGCGGCCAAGAACGAUAAAUCGCAGGCUUUCUCCCGGCUGGCCGCGGUCGCAGGAACCUCGACAUGUCACCUGGCGAUGUCACCGGAUCCUGUUUUUGUGGAUGGCGUCUGGGGCCCGUAUAAAGACACCAUUAUCUCCGGCUACUGGAUGGCUGAGGGUGGCCAGUCCGCGACGGGAGAACUGUUGAAGCAUGUUAUUGAAACACACCCGGCCUUCAACCAAGCCCAUUCGAUUGCCGAGUCAUAUCAUGCCAAUAUCUAUGAAUAUCUGAAUGAGCAUCUCAAAGAAAUGGUUCAGGAUCAACAAGCGCCAUGCGUGCCCUACCUAGGACGCCACUUCUUUUUCUACGGAGACCUCUGGGGCAAUCGAUCUCCUAUUGCCGAUCCCAACAUGACUGGUUCUAUUUUCGGCCUCACCAGCGACAAGAGCGUGGAUGGACUUGCCAUCUACUAUUACGGCACACUGGAGUUUAUUGCACUGCAGACGAAGCAAAUUGUUGACACCAUGAACAAGGCAGGCCACAAUAUCACUUCGAUUUUCAUGUCGGGCUCGCAGUGCCAGAAUGACAUCCUGGUGCGACUGAUAGCGUCGGCCUGUGACAUGCCGGUUGUGAUUCCUCGAUACAUCCAUGCGGCUGUCUGCCAUGGUGCCGCCAUGUUAGGCGCAAAAGCUGCUAGCUCCGAUUCCCAGGGUAAUACCGAGGAUUUGUGGGAUAUCAUGGAUCGCAUGAGCAAGCCAGGCAAGAAAGUGAUGCCAACUGACGAUCCCAAGGAGAAGGCUCUACUGCAGGCUAAGUACGAGGUUUUCCUGGAGCAGUGUUAUAGGCAGCAAAAGUACCGCCAACUGGUUGAUGAGGCUGUAGGUGAAUGGACCUCGGCCUAA
This is a messenger RNA of Penicillium macrosclerotiorum, 1833 nucleotides long. Its product is annotated as FGGY-family carbohydrate kinase. The record is from RefSeq and is a predicted model, not a curated record. Gene Ontology annotation, biological process: carbohydrate metabolic process. The transcript has 3 exons. Bases 1 to 1833 code for a protein of 610 amino acids. Gene Ontology annotation, molecular function: kinase activity; phosphotransferase activity, alcohol group as acceptor. NCBI's taxonomy places the organism in Eukaryota, Fungi, Ascomycota, Eurotiomycetes, Eurotiales, Aspergillaceae.